Molecule: messenger RNA, 276 nt
Organism: Geodia barretti
Lineage: Eukaryota; Metazoa; Porifera; Demospongiae; Tetractinellida; Geodiidae
Source: the annotation of a GenBank genome assembly
AUGCCGGAUGACGGCAUACUCGUGGCAGGCAUGACGCAGGUGGGCUACUACAGCCGCACACGCUUCCCAGUCUAUAAGCCGAAGACAUACCUGACAUCAUCCUACUUCGGCAACCUGGGCUUCGCGUAUCCAUGCGCGCUGGGUGCGAAGGUCGCCAACCCGGACAAGGCGGUUGUGGCAGUGUCGGGCGAUGGUGGCUUUAUGUACAACGUGCAGGAACUGGCGACAGCGGUGAUGUACGGCAUCAAAUGCGGUGGUCGUGGUGUUCAACGAUAG